AUGGAGUGGACAGUAAUACACGAUACUUUGUUAUGCCAUGAGGUACUACUAGAAGAACCUUACAAGUAUAACAAAGGAAGUAAUGAAAAAGGUAAAAAGUGGACUGAAAUAGCUGAAGCCUUGAAUGAGAGUGGAGACGUGAAAUUUACAGUCACUCAAAGAGGUGUCUGAGAAAGGAUGGAACGGCUUAAAAAAAGAAGCACUUGGAAAAAAAGAAAGGAGAAGAAUCAGCUAGUCGCAUUCCAGUAGAUGACGUAACUGAACUUUAA
This is a messenger RNA of Porites lobata, 269 nucleotides long. Lineage: Eukaryota; Metazoa; Cnidaria; Anthozoa; Scleractinia; Poritidae. The record is from the annotation of a GenBank genome assembly.